This is a messenger RNA of Meira miltonrushii, 771 nucleotides long. Its product is annotated as putative LTP1-protein-tyrosine-phosphatase. Gene Ontology annotation, molecular function: protein tyrosine phosphatase activity. NCBI's taxonomy places the organism in Eukaryota, Fungi, Basidiomycota, Exobasidiomycetes, Exobasidiales, Brachybasidiaceae. Bases 27 to 536 code for a protein of 169 amino acids. The transcript has 2 exons. Gene Ontology annotation, biological process: protein dephosphorylation. The record is from RefSeq and is a predicted model, not a curated record.
CACUUUCAACAACACCUCUUCUCAACAUGACAUCCAAAUCAAGCAAAAAUGCGUCUGAUGGUGAAAAGAUUAAUGUCUUGUUCGUCUGUUUAGGUAAUAUAUGCAGAAGUCCAUUAGCCGAAGCUGUAUUUAAUCAAAUGGUGGAAAAGAAUGGUUUAUCAUCAAAGUUUGGACAGAUUGAUUCUUGUGGAACGGGUGCUUAUCAUGCAGGAGAUGGAUAUGAUGAUAGAACGAUUGCCGUUUGUAGACAGAAUAAGGUACCUAUAGAUGGUGUUUCACGCAAAGUUCGAGCGUCUGAUUUUGUUGAAUUUGACGUCAUCUUUGGAAUGGAUGCCAAUAAUGUACGCAAUUUACAACAAUUGAAACCGAAAUCAAGCAAAGCAGAAGUGUAUCUAUUUGGUGAAUUUGAUGAUAAGAAGCCGAUUCAAGAUCCAUACUAUGGCGGAGAUCAUGGCUUCCAAGCUGCCUACAAGCAAUGUGUUCGAUAUUCUCAAGCUUUCCUUGAUCAUUUAGGAUUCGAAACAUCAAAGAUUUGAUAGGGAUUCACACAAAUGUAUUUUUAGUAAUAGAUGAGAGGAUAUAUGAUUUGAUUAUAUAAAACGCGAAGCCAUUGAUUCCAAUUCCGCGCCCGCUACUUGGCUGUUGAAGGAUGUAUGCAACGUGUGCAAGCUAACAAACAACACGAUUGAAUCUCGCCGAGCAAAACCAAUACCUCGCCCCGCACUCAAGUGGGGUAAUUAAACUUGACAUACUUUAGCCGUAUGAAUGAAU